Molecule: messenger RNA, 3324 nt
Organism: Xenia sp. Carnegie-2017
Lineage: Eukaryota; Metazoa; Cnidaria; Anthozoa; Malacalcyonacea; Xeniidae
Product: receptor-type tyrosine-protein phosphatase alpha-like
Exons: 19
Coding region: 1164-2693 (509 amino acids)
Biological process (GO): protein dephosphorylation
Molecular function (GO): protein tyrosine phosphatase activity
Source: RefSeq, a predicted model, not a curated record
UCUACCAACAACGAUGAUAGAAAACGUCAAAUGUGUUUGUGUACAAAUAUUAUCGUUACCUUGGCUUGCCUGACAGUGGGAGGAAGUGUACGCGAAAAAGAAACACUUUUCAUCGUUUCCGACAUGGACAACGUUUGUUCAUCGACUUUGAAACCUUAAUACCUCACGCGAAGGCAGACAAAGGUGUUUGAAUUUGAAAAAAAUGGAUUUGACCUGCGUUCGACGUGGAGUAAAACAAGGAACUUGUGUACUGUUAGUAGUGUAUUGUCUUAUUUUAUUUACAACUUUUGCCGACACGCUAUCUAUAAUUGUACGUACAGAUCCUAGUAAUGAAACAAGUUUUUCCAGUUCAAAAUCUUUAUUGUUGCCAUCACCAACAUUAGGAAAUUCAUCAAUAGAAAAAACCAUCCCUCUAUCAAUUGGCAGCAAUCUAUCAGCUUUGUCAAGUACAGCAUCUAUAUUGAUGUCAUCACAUACCACGCCAAGAGGUUUAUCAGUGAAAGAAAGCGCAUCUCUAUCUAGAAGUUUAAGUCUGUCAAGUUUGACAAGUACAACAUCUGCCACGACACCAUCAAUUGUUAUGAAAACUAAUUAUACGAUAGUUUAUGUCCUAGUCUCCGUGGCAGCCUUGGCUGUUUUAUUUGCCGUGAUCUUUUGCUCUUUGUAUUUAAGGUCGUCUCGCUUCUGCUCAAAAUGUUUGAAUUUUUCCGAUUCGUUAUCACCGGUAUUUCAAUUUGAUAACAUGCACACUUCAAACAUCUUUUCCAAUCAGGGCAAGGCUGUCAAGUAUCAGACGGCAAGUUAUUUGCAAAGCUGAUCCGAUAACACUGUUGGACUUUGAAGGUCAUGUAAAACGCCUCCAUGCCGACUCAGACUACCAGUUUUCUUUGGAAUUCGAGUCUGUUGGAAAUAAGAAAUUUUUAAAUGAGACAGACAAGCAACAAGAGCUAACUACCAACGAAGGCAGUAAAAGUAUAAAUGCAAAGAAAAACCGUUAUCCUGAUAUUUUACCAUUUGACCAUACUUUAGUGAAACUUAGUGAAGUGGACAAUGAACCUGAGUCAGUAUACGUUAACGCCAGUUAUGUGGACAGUUAUCGAUCUCCGCGUGGCUAUAUUGCUGCACAAGGUCCGCUCCCUGAGACUGUGACGGAUUUCUGGCGUAUGGUGUAUGAGAAUAAUUCGUAUGUUAUUGUCAUGGUGACCAGCUUAUUUGAACGAAUGAAGAUGAAAUGUUCGCAGUAUUGGCCAGAUAAAGCAUCUUCAAAAUACGGCUGCUUUGUAGUGACGAUAAUAGAAGAAAAGAUUUUUGCCAAUUAUGUUGUUCGUAAACUUCGUCUUUCUGUUGCGUCGAAGAAGUUGGGUAAAGAAGACAAAGCUCGAGAGAUCCAACAAUUCCAUUUCACAGAGUGGCCUGAUCAUGAUGUCCCCGUUCAUCCUAUGUCUUUACUUCCUUUUAUACGUCAUUCAAAACUGGCUAAUCCCCCGGAUGCUGGGCCUCUUGUCGUUCACUGCAGUGCUGGCGUGGGACGCACGGGGGUAUAUAUGGUCAUUGAUAGCAUGAUGGAGAGGAUAAAUGACGAUAAAACAGUUGAUGUUUUCAAUUAUCUCGUACACAUACGUUCUCAAAGAAUGUCUUUAGUUCAAGAAGAGCGUCAGUACAUAUUUAUCCAUGAUUGUCUGCUGGAGUAUAUAAAAUUUGGAGACACAAGUAUUCCUAUUAAAGAAUUUCACACUCGUCUUGCGACGCUGCGAGCUGUUGGCCCUGGCCACAAGAAAAGCCUUUUGAGGAGGGAGUUCGAGGAUAUUGAUCAUACAAAGAAUUUAGAAAAACACAAAUGGGCUGGAAGGAAACAUUACAAUCUUUUAAAGAAUCGACGAAAGGAUAUUUUACCCGUUGAAAGAACUCGUGUUAAACUUCCUCUUCUUCUUGGUGUUGAUGGAGCAGAUUACAUAAACGCAAGUUACAUUGACGGUUUCAUAAAGAAGCGAGAGUUCAUUGCGACUCAAGCUCCCAUGGUAGAAACCGCUGAAUGUUUUUACCGCAUGGUCUCUGCUGUGAAGAGUUCACAUAUUGUCAUGUUACUUGAUGACGAACAAUGGAAGAAGGAUGAUUACGCUGAUUUGCCUACCGAAGACGAGCCUGUGAUGUGUGGAAGAUUUGAAAUCAAUUUGGAAUCAAAGGAAAUCCAUGAGAAAUUUACAGUGAGAAAGUUGAGGCUGUUUUCGUCUGAAACUAGCGAUGGCCAUAUUGUAACACAUUAUCACUAUCAUGACUGGCCUUCUGGUUGUAUACCAAAGGACAAAACAGCAUUGAUUAACUUUAUUGAACAUGUGAGAGAAAGCAGAACGGCUGAGAACUCCGAUAAACCUUUAAUUGUUAUAUGCGAUUACGGAGUCGGUCCUGCUGGUGUGUUUUGUCUCGUUAGCUCGCUGUACGAUCAAAUUGAACAUGAACAAAAUGUGGACGUGUUUUUGGCGGCAAAACUCUUUCGUACUCAACGACCAAAGCUUAUUGAGACCGAGGAGUUGUAUUCAUUUUGUUAUGACGUCAUGGAUCAAGUGAUCACGAGAAAGCUUAUCUCUACGACAACAGAAUCACACAGUACUUGCCGGAGUGAAAAUAUCUCCGAUGAGAAAAAUGGAAGCCAGUUACCAAGUUUGAACGAUGUUGCUUUUGAUAUGAACGUUUAGGAUAGGAAGUGUGAUCAUGGUAAAACAAAACCAGAGUUCCGUUGGAGAGUAAAAUAUUUUUGCAAUUGCAAUCCUGUCAUGAUUGAGAAUAGAAAGGAGGAUGCGUCAUCAAGCCGAGAUGCAUUGAUUCCUUCUCGAGUCGCAUCUUCCUAGUUGACGAUACAAAUAACGUUGAGUUUUCUUGCUGGAAAGACGUUAAUGAAAGGCUUUCUCCUACACUGCAACUGCAUUGGCGUUUUAUAUGACGUACUUGAAGAAGAUGCGAGAGCUGAGGAAGUGUUUUGUGUCUUUACCUAAACUUUACAUUCCCAAUUGUUCCGAAGAAGUGAGUUAAUAAUCAAGAAUGUUGAUAUGAAGAACUAUUUUUAAAAUUUGAACUUUUUUUGUACUUUUACAAUAGGAAAAUAAGAGAUUGGACAAUAAUAUUUUAUGUAUGAGAGAUUUUGUCAAUAUGAGACUGCGAGCAUUGUGCCCAGCUAACCAUGUAUGACGUCACUCAAAAUACCUCAAUGCUGAAAUAAAUAUUUCAUGUAAAUUACUAUACUUCCAUGUAGUUCAAAACUAAACGCAAAGAAAUUGCACCAUUCUACUGAUCAGACCUUUCAGUAUUAAACUGUUUAUUAGAUUUGCA